GGGAUAAGAAAAAUAUAACCACACAUUACCAUUAAGCCAUAUUCAUUCAAGAAAGAAGAGAGAGAGAUGGAGACCACUUCCCUCUCUUCAAACUCACCUUCCCUCAUCAAUAUCAUUCUCACUAGACGUUCAUUUUCACUACCAUCUAUCAGACACAACCAUUUCCUCCCACCUCAACCUCACAGUUCCCUCACUUUUCACUCCAUCAUCACCUGCAGCAGCAGCAGUAGUAACACUGACACGAACAACGAUGAAACAGACUCAGUUCAAGCACCAACAGAUGAACAACCAGUUGAACUAAGGAUACGGAGAAGAUCGCGAAGACAAGCCAGACGACAGAGAGAGAAUGGAGCUGUUUCAAAUGGUAUGCAGCAAGCCAGUAAGGUGAAGGCUGCUCCUAAGAAAUGGGAGGAGAUGAGUUUAACUGAGAAGGCAAUUGAGCUUUAUGUUGGAGAGAAAGGUGCUCUCUUUUGGCUUAAUAAAUUUGCAUAUGCUUCAAUCUUUAUCAUGAUUGGAGCUUGGAUACUGUUUAGGUUUGUGGGUCCUGCACUUGAUAUUUAUCAGCUGGAUUCACCUCUACUGUCACCUGGUGAUGUACUGAAGGGAUCUUCCUGAUCUCAAAUUUUGAAUUUCAUGAAACCAUUGAGAAUUUGGUUUGUCUUUUAUCACUGUGCAUACAAAAGAUUGGGUGUAAUUUGAAUGUAUGUACAAUACUACAACUAUUUAUGAGCAUAAACAAUGAUUUUUGUUAAAUGAGAGAUGCAAUGAUAAUACCUUUAGUUUUCUUCUUUUUA
This is a messenger RNA of Cicer arietinum (chickpea), 794 nucleotides long. RefSeq lists its product as uncharacterized. The record is from RefSeq and is a predicted model, not a curated record. Gene Ontology annotation, cellular component: chloroplast. NCBI's taxonomy places the organism in Eukaryota, Viridiplantae, Streptophyta, Magnoliopsida, Fabales, Fabaceae.